AUGAGAGCUAUGGGUGUGUGGAGGAGAGCAUGGCUCCUGUGCAAGGGGAGCCCUCAGCAUGGGGCCCUUGUAUGGACACACAGGGGGCUGAGGACAGGUGCUGCUCUGCUGAGGGGCCGGGAGGACCCCCCCAACUAUCCAUCCCUGACGCAGGAAUUUGAUAAAUUCCAGAAAAAGCUUUUAGUAUCUUUGCCCAAAAGCAAAUGGAGCCCUUUAAAGUCUACAAAACACCUUCCCCCGGAACAUUCAGACCUAGUCAUCGUUGGGGGAGGAGUGAUGGCCUGGUCAAUUGCCUUCUGGCUAAAGCUGUUGCAGGAUCAAACCAGCACCUACAGCAUCGUGGUGGUAGAGAGGGACCCUACGUACUCUCAGGCAUCCACAGUCCUGUCAGUGGGUGGCAUUCGACAGCAGUUCUCCCGGCCAGAAAACAUCCAGAUGUCCCUCUUUGGUGCUCAUUUUCUGUUGAAGAUUAAUGAAUAUCUUGGCAUGGUCAAUGAAGACCCCAUUGACAUUCAGUUCAACCCAUCUGGAUACCUGUUCCUGUCCAGCGAGAAAGGCGCAGAAAUCUUAGAGAAAAAUUACAAAACUCAGCGGGAACAUGGAGCCAUAGGGAUCCUGUAUUCUCCAGAGCAGCUGAAGAAGAAGUUUCCAUGGAUUAAUACUCAGGAUGUGGUUCUGGCUUCCUACGGUCUAGAGAAUGAGGGCUGGUUUGACCCGUGGACAUUCCUCACUGCCCUCAAACGAAAGGCAAUUUCUAUGGGGGUGGAAUUUUGCCAGGGAGAGGUGACAGGUUUUGAUACUGUGACACAGGACAUGGUGACAGAAUCGGGAGACCUUGUAACCUUCACGACCAUCAAAAAUGCCAUCGUAUCGAUGUCACACAGUCUGGAGAAUCAACCGGUGGAAUGCUCUGCGGUCAUUAAUGCUGCUGGUGCCUGGUCUGCAAAGGUGGCAGAGAUGGCAGGAGUGGGCCUGGGUAAUCCCAACACAAUAUACGGAACAAAA
Staurois parvus is the source of this 1005-nucleotide messenger RNA. Lineage: Eukaryota; Metazoa; Chordata; Amphibia; Anura; Ranidae. The record is from the annotation of a GenBank genome assembly.